AUGAGUGACUCAAUAUGUGGGCCAUCCAAUGCUCUCCAGAACUUUCAAAAGAAUGCCUCUGUCGAUAGGACUCUCCAACAGGAUAGGUUGGUUUCGCGACAAGCGCAUACACAGGGUUUCCGUUCCCAGGCUCCCAGUCAAGGAGUUCUAGACCCCGAGUUCGCCGCCUUUGAGUCCAAUUCAGCCGGCCCGUCAUUUUCGAAUUUACAGCAUGUACCAGGCCCCUUCAGUACUCAUGCUCCGCAUCAUGCGGUGUCCCAUCCCGCAGAUCAAGCAAACUGGGCUGCAGAUUUCCAACGAUUGCAGCUGUCGGGCCCAUCGCACACGUUCGAUCAACGCACGGGUCCCUCCGCCGUUUCCCACCAGGGGUGGCAAAAUGAGUUCAUGAACCAACAGCAACAAGGUCCCCAAAUACAGCAGCAGCAGCAGCAGCAGCAGCAUCCGCGAUUUGCUUCAGGCUUCCAAUCGCUUUCACCGGGGUAUCACCUGUACGGAACACCCAUGAAUAUGAAUUCUUUCCCCACUGCGGAGUCCAUGGCCACCCAGCAACCGCCAGCAGAAACGUUCGAUGAAACUGCGUUUGAAGCCGCGUUUGAGCAGGCCAGUGCGGACAUGAUGUCACAUAAUAUCGAAGAAUCCCAGACAAACAAGGAAGAACUUGCCAGCAGCACUGCUCAAUCGGACACGCCCGUCGCAGAUGAGCCCCACGAAGCCAUUAGAAUCGGAUCGGACACCAUUCCGCAGACCAAUAACGACGGUACGCAAGCGCGGGUCAACGAUGCGGACGAGCUGGCCAGGACUGCAGGGCAUUUACUAGAGAGUGUCAGCCAUGACCAAAGCCAGAAAUUUCGAGAAAGUAACUUCCUUGCCCUGAUGCGCCGUAUCCGGGAUCGCGAAGUCCAUGUCGAAGGAGACGAAUUCCGCGAAACUUUGCAGCCUUUACACCCUGGCGGCAAACACUAUCCAGAAGGCCCGAAAUCGAAACAGGAACGAGCUGCAGUCUCAGCAGACCAACACAACUACGCUUUUGUACAAAAUAACAGAGAUACUGCGGGUGAUGCUUCUGCUCGUCCGAUGGAACAUAAAACCAAGGAAGAUGAGAUAUUGGAUGAUGAUAUGCUCCAUGCAUCUUGGGCGAUGAUUCCGCCAUCGGAUUCCAUUCUCCAUCACUCGCACAAACUCUCCGAAGUACAGAACUCUGUACAGCCGACCCCUCCACCGCCGUACUCGACGGCAACCCAGCACAGCGACCUCCACGAGGACGUCGAGAGCGAUAUAUUUAGUGAUGAGGAUCAACAAGCUCCCAUUGCGAUCCACAUCGAUGCCUCCAUCAACAUCAGGGGAAAUGACAAUUCCAUCGUCCUCCCUUCCUCUGCAUCCGAGUCCGCAAUCUCCGCGUCUCCCGCAUCUUCCACCCCGACUGCGAGCGCUGCGCAGCAUCAGCGCCGGACACGGCUCACCGACAUGACAACCUCCAUCCUCGCGGCGUUGCACCGGACCGGGGUCCUCAACGCAGCGCGGACCUCCACCCCGGUCGAGAUCCACAUCGCCACGGGCAUCAGGAUCGAGGGCAGCAGGAACACCAUCUGCUCUGGCUCGGCGGUCAAUCGUCCGCUCGUCGGCAAGCAACGCACAUCCGGGGAUGGCACAUCCUGGAAGAAGCGAUCUCAGUCUAUCACUCAAACGACACUGCUCAAUGUGAUCAAAUAG
Messenger RNA from Aspergillus affinis, 1710 nucleotides. RefSeq names its product peroxin-20. The transcript has 6 exons. NCBI's taxonomy places the organism in Eukaryota, Fungi, Ascomycota, Eurotiomycetes, Eurotiales, Aspergillaceae. The record is from RefSeq and is a predicted model, not a curated record. Bases 1 to 1710 code for a protein of 569 amino acids.